AUGGGCCUGAUAGAUUGUUUGUUUAUUGCUGACGGUAGAAAUCUGCCCAUAUUUGAGCACAUUGUCAAUUCUCCAGCUCCCACAUUUCAAUAUGUAAAGGACCGUUUGAACAGCAUGCGUAAAGACGAUUUUGAGGAUUCUGGCUCAUCAACAUCUGUCUUCGACCACUUGGAGCCCGUGCUUGAUAUUGACGCGAAUUGGCGUGUCGCAUGGAUAAAGCUAGAUUCCGUGUACGUUAUUGUGGCAGGCGAAACGUUUCCAGAGUAUACAGAAGUCGUGAGCGACGAUGAGGACGAUGAGGAGGAGGAUGGUGACGACGCCACGGAACAGAAGCAGACGGUCACCAUCUCGCGAACGGUGAAUGACUUGCAGUACCUACAGUUCCUAACAGAUUUCGGCACCGUGGUGAAGUCUUUUCUCAAUGGUGCAGUCCUCAAUCCAGCUAAAGUCGAGUUAAACGCACACAAUUUGCUGCUAAUCCUACAGGAAAUGGUGGAUGCCUCCUUCCCGUAUCUCACAGAUCUCAACCAGCUUCAGGAACUUCUACCUUCAAACAGCAUUCUCAAUAAAAUCAUAUCAACAACCAAGCAAAUCCAAGGCACAGCAUCUAACUCGAUCAACUCGUUGGCUCAAGGAUCAAGCUUACUGCACGCGUCCUCUUCGGCCUCUUCUCUUGCAUCGAACCAUUUUCAAAAAGGUGUUCUUCCCGUUUCCUGCAUAUACGAAAAAUCGGGCAACGAGAUUCCGUGGAGAAAAGUUAACGUCAAACACACACAGAAUGAAAUGCUGAUAGAUCUUGUCGAGCGAAUAAGCUGGAUUGUGCCUGCAACCAGGUCCCCCAAACCUGUUUACGGUGCCUCAACGUACUACAAUCUUGGGCUGAGUGCGAAAAAAAGCAAACCAGUGCUGGCUACCAUAGACGGCACCGUUUACUUCAACAGCUCUCUUUCGGGAGUUCCAACUAUCCAGCUGGUGCUCAAUCUCAACAGGCACGAUUUAGGAGUCCCAUCAUUCCAUCGGUGUGUUGAGACAGGGAUAUGGUCAAGCAAUCCAGGUGUGGUGCAGUUCAUACCUCCUGACGACAAAUUCACGCUGAUGAAGUACAAAAUCAACCUACUAGAGACGGAAACACCAGUAAACAUCUGGAAUUACAUGGGGCUCGUGGACGUGGAGCUUGUGGGGGGACUAGGGAUUGAGAGAAAUGAGUUUGAAAUCAAACUUCAAACCAAGCUGCUCAAUACUGUGAAGUUCAUAGAGGAUCUAAAAGUCGAGAUCCACGUGCCGAAAGAUCACACCGUCAGGGGACUGCGCAUCACCCACGGAGAUUUGCAAUCAAGAAACGGUGUACAAGAGUGGGUUCUCGACAAAAUGCUGCCUACGGGUAUCAAUUGCACGUUCAGGGGUCAGUUGCUUAGAUCGGGCGGAGAUCCAUCAACAUUCAAGCCAGACUUUGUGACUCUGUCGUACUCCAACAAAGGUUCGGUGCCCAGCCUAAUCAAAGUCGACUCAAUGAAAAUCAUAAGCGGAGGUUCCACAAACGUCAAGCCAUACAAGGGCGUCAAGUAUAUUACGCAAACCAAUAAUAUUAUGCAUAGAUAG
Ogataea parapolymorpha DL-1 is the source of this 1599-nucleotide messenger RNA. RefSeq lists its product as uncharacterized. The transcript has a single exon. The coding region runs from base 1 to 1599 and encodes 532 amino acids. Gene Ontology annotation, cellular component: cytoplasmic vesicle; clathrin adaptor complex. Gene Ontology annotation, biological process: intracellular protein transport; endocytosis. The record is from RefSeq and is a predicted model, not a curated record. Lineage: Eukaryota; Fungi; Ascomycota; Pichiomycetes; Pichiales; Pichiaceae.